Pangasianodon hypophthalmus (striped catfish) is the source of this 2587-nucleotide messenger RNA. Its product is annotated as high affinity cGMP-specific 3',5'-cyclic phosphodiesterase 9A. The coding region runs from base 28 to 1632 and encodes 534 amino acids. The transcript is spliced from 14 exons. Gene Ontology annotation, biological process: cGMP catabolic process. The record is from RefSeq and is a predicted model, not a curated record. Gene Ontology annotation, molecular function: 3',5'-cyclic-GMP phosphodiesterase activity. Lineage: Eukaryota; Metazoa; Chordata; Actinopteri; Siluriformes; Pangasiidae.
UGGUGUGUGAGACUGCUGUCGACUGGCAUGGAAACUAAAAUAAUUUAUUUCACAGUAAAUGGAAGACCAGAGCAGGCGGAGUUUCCUCUUGAUUGUCCUGCACAAGAUGUCAAAGACCUCUUCCGAUCGGCAGCUGAAGCUGGUCCGCAUGAUAUCCUAAAACUCUACAAUCCCAAGGGCAAUAUCAUUAAUAUCUCCCCUCAGCUGACGCCCAACAGCCCUCACACAUGCUACAAGCUGGAGGUGGUUGCUGCAGACUGCAACAGUGAGCCAUUAGGUACAGAGCUGACAGUGUCACUCGGCUUUGAUCUGUCCUCCAUGGAGAAAAGGUUACAAAGUCUAGAGAAGAAGAUUCUUAUUGAAUCUGGCAAGACUCCAGCUGUUGUUUAUGAGAUGAAGCAACAGGUGGAGUCAUUCAGGGAAAAGCUUGAGAGUGUUGAGCACCUGAGCUGGCUGGGUCUGUUUAAGGAAAUGUCUGAGGGUACUCACAAACCCUCUCCAUUCUACCACAAGAGAACAUUGCGCAAGACACGUGAAGAGUGUGAACAUGUCAAGGAAAAGUUCUUCCAGAUGAGUUCCCUGGAGGUCUCCGAGGAGGUGAGGCAAUACCUUAAGACACCAACCUUCGAUAACUGGCAGUGGGAAGAUGCUGAGAUCAUGGUGUUGCUCCAGGUGAUGUACACAGACCUGGACUUUAUCUCCACCUUUAACAUAGAGCUGGAUGUGCUGCAGCAUUUCCUCUACGAAGUCUACAAGCGUUACAACAACAUCCCUUUCCACAACUUCAAGCACUGCUUCUGUGUCACUCAAAUGAUGUAUGGCCUGAUAUGGCUAACAGAUCUGAGGGCUAAGAUAGAUAGCAUCGAUCUCUUAAUCAUGCUGACCUCAGCUGUGUGUCAUGAUCUAGACCACACUGGUUACAACAAUGCUUACCAGAUUAAUGCUCGCACUGAACUCGCCUUGAGGUACAACGACAUCUCUCCUUUGGAAAAUCAUCACUGUGCUGUAGCAUUUGAGAUCCUGGAAAAGACCGAAAGCAACAUCUUCCGGAACCUGACAACAGAUCAAUACAAGAGGAUAAGGGAGGGCAUAAUUAAGUGUAUCCUGGCCACAGACAUGAGCAGGCACUCUGAGAUCCUCAACAAGUUUAAAGCCAUUCUGCCUGUGUUUGACUUCAGCAACAAGGACCACAGGGAUGUGCUGAUGAUGAUUAUGAUCAAAGUGAGUGACAUCUCUAAUGAAGCGAGGCCCAUGGACGUGGCAGAGCCAUGGCUGGACUGCUUGUUGCAGGAGUUUUUCAACCAGAGUGACAUGGAGAAGCUAGAGGGACUUCCUGUCACACCAUUUAUGGACCGGGACAAGGUGACUAAACCCUCCUCUCAGACUGGCUUCAUUCGCUUUGUUCUCUUCCCGCUGUUCAUCGAGCUUGCUAAUCUCUUCCCCUGUCUUGAGCAACAUAUCAUUGACCCAGUGAGGAAAGCCCUGGACUAUUACACAGAGAUGGAGAAAGCAUUAGAAAGAGAGAAGCAGAAUCGAACCCACAGUGAAAAAACAACUAAGCCCAAAGAGAGUACAAACGACUCUGAACUUCCACUAGAGCCUGAAUCAUCAAUGAAACCAAGCUCUGUGUAACGACAACAUGCUGGUUGUGUGUAGUAGUGGGAGAGAAUACUAUAGUUUUACUGAAUAAUUGGCUUCCUUUGUAAACAUUACGAAAAACAAAAAAUAAAUAAAAAAUAUUAGAUGUUUAAUAAUAUUUGGUUCAGACCCUGUUAGACAACUGUGAUGUACAUGCUAUUCUGUCUAAGGAAAGGACUAAUUUAAAAGCUGUUUGCAGUGUGAAGGGUUUUAAAUUUUUUCCUUUAAAUUGCAAAAUGGUCUUUAUUGAAUUUUGGUACUACAAAUAAAUUUAAUUGAAGUGAAAGUGAACAAUGUGCUGUUAAUAUAUUUAACCAAAUUAACCUGUGUGAGGGCGUAGUAUUCCGCAAGAAAGCCCAUAAACUAUUAAUACUUUACAGGAUAAUAUAAUGUGAUAAAUGAUAAUAUAUAGUGUACAACUCAGUGUCUUUUAAGAACAUGUACUGAGCAUGUACAUAGUAAGGCUGUGAUAACAUCGCUUUUGCAUCUGUCAAUAUAAUACUUCAUAAUUAAAUAAUUAACAUUCUUAUGGCUCUCAGGUCAGCGAUCCUGUUCCUACUCUGUACUAUUGCAUUUUGGGUGUAGCCUCAGUGUCUCAUGGCUGCCUGUAUGAGAACAGAUGAAUAAAUGAACAGAGAUGAUGUCCAGAUGCUUUGUUCACUAACAGUCUCAGUGUCAACAUUUGUUACAGCCAUGUGAAAGCAAAAUACACAUUAGCCAAGAACCAGCAGUAGGCGGUGCCUAAAUUAAAUGCAAGGAAUGAAAUCAAGUAGGAGGAUGAGUGACAAAUGGCAUUUUUAGCAAUAUACAGCAAAUAGAUGAAAGCGAAGCUAGUUGUUUAUAUUUGGAUUGUUUUGUCGCACAAUCUCAAUGACACACAAGCUUAAUAUAGGAACUGGCACACGGAGUCCACACAGGCAGGCUAUAACCAAUUGGAACCAGCUUGGAA